UUUAAAUUUAAUACCAUCCAUUACAGUGACCUACUUGUAACCUACUGUAAAGCAGAGCGACAUCCACUUACCCACUAUUUUUAAAUGAAAUUUGGUAAUAAUGGAGAUGUAGAUCUGGGAGAAUUAACAUGCUCAUUAAAAUCGGAAGAGUUUAAGAUCGGCCAUAUUAUUAUUUAAUAAGUAAUACCGGGACUGAAAACAAAACAAAUUUUGCGGUUUCGGUUUUUUGUUUUUAAGCCCGGGUUUGCUCACCAGUUUUAAUAACCAUAGCAAAAGUCUUAGGUUUUGGUUCUGGUUAUGAACUAUUAAGGUUUUGGUUAACCACUCACAUACUGUUUUUUUAUAAAUAAAACAAGUACUGGCUUAAAGACCGGGUCACGUCAAUAAACUCUGAUCGAUCAUAAUAGAAUAGCAUGGAAACCAAAUAAUUGUAUGAAAAACAAUAAAUUACGUCUUAAACAAAUAUUGUUUACUGAAAAUAGUAAAGUCUUUACAAAUCAGCGGAAAAAUGGAGAAUUAUAAUCCUUAUUCGUGCAAUGUAUGCGACAAAUCGUUCAGUAAAUGUAGCAGUUUGACAACACACCGGCGCACGCACACCGGCGAAAAACCGUACCCUUGCGAUGUCUGUGAUAAAUCGUUCAGUCAAAGCGGCAGUCUAAAGAGACAUCGACGCACGCACACUGGCGAAAAACCGUACGCUUGUGAUGUAUGUGACAAAUCGUUCGGUCAAAGCAGCAGUUUGACGGAACAUCGGCGCACGCACACUGGCGAAAAACCGUACGCUUGUGACGUAUGUGACAAAUCGUUCGGUCAAAGCAGCAGUUUGACGAAGCAUCGGCGCACGCACACCGGAGAUAAGCCGUACGCGUGUGAUUCGUGUGACAAGUCGUACGGCGAGAGCGGCAGUCUGACAAGACAUCGGCGCACGCACACCGGCGAAAGACCGUACGCGUGUGAUUUGUGCGACGAGUCGUUCAUUGAAUGUGGUCAUUUGACGACACACCGACGCACGCACACUAACGAAAGACCGUACGCUUGCGAUGUAUGUGACAGGUCGUUCGGCCAAAGUAGCAGCUUGACGAAGCAUCGGCGCACGCACACCGGCGAUAAGCCGUACGCGUGUGAUUCGUGUGACAAGUCGUUCGGCGAGAGCGGCAGUCUGACAAGACAUCGGCGCACGCACACCGGCGAAAAAUCAAAAGUGGGUCUUGGCGUACAACGUGUCGUAAUCUGUAUUGAUCAAAUAUGCAGCGUGAUCCAAGGAACGUAA
Messenger RNA from Acyrthosiphon pisum (pea aphid), 1270 nucleotides. RefSeq names its product zinc finger protein 525-like. Bases 509 to 1270 code for a protein of 253 amino acids. Gene Ontology annotation, biological process: regulation of transcription by RNA polymerase II. The record is from RefSeq and is a predicted model, not a curated record. The transcript has a single exon. Gene Ontology annotation, molecular function: RNA polymerase II cis-regulatory region sequence-specific DNA binding; DNA-binding transcription factor activity, RNA polymerase II-specific. NCBI's taxonomy places the organism in Eukaryota, Metazoa, Arthropoda, Insecta, Hemiptera, Aphididae.